Molecule: messenger RNA, 1472 nt
Organism: Sphaeramia orbicularis (orbiculate cardinalfish)
Lineage: Eukaryota; Metazoa; Chordata; Actinopteri; Kurtiformes; Apogonidae
Gene: cebpd
Product: CCAAT enhancer binding protein delta
Exons: 1
Coding region: 245-1147 (300 amino acids)
Biological process (GO): DNA-templated transcription; regulation of cell differentiation; regulation of transcription by RNA polymerase II
Molecular function (GO): RNA polymerase II cis-regulatory region sequence-specific DNA binding; DNA-binding transcription factor activity, RNA polymerase II-specific
Source: RefSeq, a predicted model, not a curated record
GCGAUGCCCCAGAGAAGUGAGGUUUCAUGACAAGUUUUUACUAAUACUGAUGACAGCCCUGACAGUCACGACCCAGGGAUAAAAAAAACAAAAAAACCCGCGAUAGAAGAGUCAAACAGAACAGACACCUGCGCAGACCGAGGCCGCUGCAGGGCGUAGUGCGCACACAGCCGUACCGUCCGUGGGUUACUUUUUAACAACUUUUAUUUCCUUCCUAAACCACGUGGACGAGCAACCAGAGUUCAUGUGUGACAUAUACAGCCUGGACUCUCACUGCGUGUCUCCACAAUGCAACAUGAGUUGGGCGAUGGAGCCUGCUAACUUCUACGAGAGCACCAAGCUGAGCGGCCCCCAGCAGGGGAUGUGCAAGCCGGGCAGCAGGGGCGAGGGUGCAGGCGAGGACGGCACCAUGGUGGAGCUGAGCACCGCCCCUGCCAUGUACGACGACGAGAGCGCCAUCGACUUCAGCCAGUACAUAGAGUCGAUGACAGCCGUGCCCAACCUGGAGCUGUGCAACGAUGAGCUCUUCCUGGACCUGUUCAACACUGUGAAGCAGGAGAAAACGGACUUCUACAGCAUGUCCAGCUCCAUCCUGAGCGGCGGCAUGCACCAGCACCAGCAGCAGCAGAUGUCAGCCGCAUCCCCGUACGCAGCUGACAGGAAAGCUGACAUCAGCCUGGAGAAAGGACACUUCAGCGCCCCCAUCAAACAGGAGUCCGACUGGAGUGACAGCGACAUGUCCUCGUCCCUGCCGUCCCAGAUCGAGACCUGCGCCCAGACCUCUGUCAGCCUCCCCACGGGACAGCCCACUCCACCCACCACCCCGGAGCCCGUCUCUGCUGUCUGCUCUGUCAAGUCCUCUCCUCGGAAGAUCGGCAGGGAAAAGGGCAAAAAGGCGGUGGACAGGUACAGUGUGGAGUACCGACAGAGGCGAGAGAGGAAUAACAUAGCCGUGAGGAAAAGCAGGGACAAAGCCAAGAGGCGCAACUUGGAGAUGCAGCAGAAACUGCUCGAACUGAGCGCGGAAAAUGACAGACUACACAAAACUAUCGAGCAGCUAACCAGAGAGCUCACCGGGCUCCGAGAUUUCUUCAAGCAGAUACCCAACUCCUCCUUUGCAGGAUCCACAAGUGCAGAGAGCCGGUGACAAACACACGUGUCACCACCUUGUACGAACUGAGCUUUAGGAGACAUACCUCAACAGACAUUUUCGUUUUACCAUCUGUACCAGAUGUAUUUUAAGCUUACCAUAAUGGCACUGGAAAUAUAUGAUGUUGCUGCCAUAUUUUUUGUGGGAAUUUCUCUAUAUUAAAUUAUUUUACCACUGCAUUUACAUGAUGUUAUAUGGUACAUGUUUUGUAAUUCCAAACUUUGUAUAAGAGCCAGAGCAUGAUCUUUUAUAUAGUUUGUAUGAAACCUUGAAACAUUUUUGUUUAUGGAAUCUAUAAUAAAAUUGCUGAAAAGGUGCAAAA